UUGUAUUUUUGAUUUCGUGGUUUGGGUCUACGCAAAUACCGCCGCCGCUAAAAAAAAACAAAGGAAUCGCGGCGAAAUAUCGAACAGACCGCGCGCGCACAUUGCGGUUGUGCGGUUGUGCGGCUGUUCACUGAAGCUGGUGCUGCCGCCCGCUGCACACGGUACCAGGCACACGACGAGACGCAGGGCCACUACUCCCGAUGACGGUGGUACGGCCUCGCACUGGAGUGGGUGCACGCCGUACCGCCGUGGCGCGCCGCAACACACGGGUGCAAAUCGUGACAGCAGCUGCUCUCUGGUGCCUCGCGGCGACGACAGCGGUGGCUUGUGCGUUCCAAGUCGUCCACACUCGGCGUGGAGCAUGCGUGAGAAGGAGCCGGCAGGACUGGGAGGAGUUCAUCAAAGCUUUAGAGCAGGAUCGGUCGUUCAAGACGCGGUAUCGUUUGAGCCCGAAGUAGUUCAAGGGGCUGUACGAGAUGCUGCGGGGACGUCUUGAGUGCCAUAGCCCCAAACGGCGUGGCCACACCGGCACCAUAGCUGGGGAGUGUGCGCUAGCUAGCACGUUGCGGUGGCUCGCAGGGCACGGCGUCAGCGCUGCGGCUGAUGGUCCCCACAUGGCCACGAGCACAGCAUUUUCGAAUAUCAAGAAAGGGCUGGAUGUCAUCAACGACUGUGGGAGGCUUCGGAUAAAGUGGGCGAGAACGGAGGGGGAGCUGCAAGCGAAGGCGCGGGGGUUUGCUGCUCGGAGUUCCCAACUUGACCCUGUCCUGAAGUGCUGUGUGGGAGCAUUGGAU
Ectocarpus sp. CCAP 1310/34 is the source of this 794-nucleotide messenger RNA. The record is from the annotation of a GenBank genome assembly. NCBI's taxonomy places the organism in Eukaryota, Phaeophyceae, Ectocarpales, Ectocarpaceae.